Messenger RNA from Arabidopsis lyrata subsp. lyrata, 1104 nucleotides. RefSeq lists its product as uncharacterized. Lineage: Eukaryota; Viridiplantae; Streptophyta; Magnoliopsida; Brassicales; Brassicaceae. The transcript has 2 exons. The record is from RefSeq and is a predicted model, not a curated record. Bases 199 to 729 code for a protein of 176 amino acids. Gene Ontology annotation, molecular function: enzyme inhibitor activity.
UUAGUUUCUAUUUAAGAGAGUGUAAAUCUGAAUGAGUAGAGAAAGUAAAUCGGAAAUUAAUAACAUCUAAUAAACUUUUGAUACAUUUCCAAUUUUGAAGAAGAUGAGUAAGGGUAGGGUUUAUGCGUGCAAGAUAUAUAAAUAACCACGAUUCUCAAACAAACAAAGGUUAAACAAAAAUCUGAAUACUAACGAAGGAUGGCUUCCUCUUCCUAUAGUUUUGUCUUUGUUUCUGUGGCACUUCUGCUACAACUUCUCUUAGGCUCUGCUUCGGCCUCCACAAAGUACAUCGAAGACAUAUGCGAACAUGUCAACAACAAAACCUUCUGCGUCGAAACUCUAAACGCAUAUCCUCCGGCGGUUUCUGCCACCGGCAAGUUCCAAGCGGCUAAGGCCGUGCUCCGCCUUGGCAAAUCUUACGCCCUAAAAUCGGCGAGUUUCAUUAGAAAAGCAGCGAAGGAUAAACCUAGCUUGAUGAAGCAAUUCAAGGCGUGUCAAGAUGCCUACGUGCACGUUGCAAUGUCUCUCAAGAGUGCUGCGUCGGAACUCAAAGAAUCGCCGGAAACUGCAAACUAUGACGUCAUGGUUUGUACCGACAGCACGACGAUAGUGAAGGAUUUGGUCGGGAAAAAUAGAGAUGUGGCAGCCAAGAAAGUCAUGACGAUGACAUUGAAGAUGGAGAAUCUCAUUGCCCUAGCUGUUGGAGCCACCGAAGCUGUUGGUGGAUGAAGAUGACCAUGAGAACACGUACCGUCGUUAGAUUUUCCAUUUUUUGGUUUAGUUUUGUUAAAGAUUUUUUUAUUGGUUAAACUUUUCUCGGAUAUUGUGGUGAUUUAAUUCUUGGGGAUGUGCAAUAUUUUGUUUUUAACAGGAUCAAUACAUUUCCUUUUUUUCACUGAAACAUAUGGAUAUGUUUAAAACUAUUUUAAUCUAUGAUCUAAUAAUUGCAGCAGAAUGUUAGCAAACCAAUAUUUUAUGUCAUCAUUAGUCAGAAUUUCCUUAACUUUUUUAUUUGUUACCUUGUUGAAAAGAAAAAGAGAUGUCAAUAUCUUUAUUCCUAAAAUAUCAUGAAUUUGUCAAGCUAUAUAGUAUAAGGCUAGUUUU